AUGACUUGCAAGUUCCUCGUGACCCCGGCGCCAAGGUCCCUUCGGCUCUUCUUCGAGAGCGUGAGCCCUUCAGCGCAGCGAUAUGCGCUAUUCUCAGCGUCUUCAGCGUAUCCUUGGAGUUGGGCGGGGGUUCUCAUCUUCCUCGGUCCAUUGCUGCGCGGCUUUCCGCACGGCAUUGCUAUAGCGCACCCCGCGUGGCUCCCUGAGCCCCUCGAGAGAGCCUUUUCGGUGGGUUGGCCGAGGAACCAUACCAUACGCGCUGUUGCGAGUUGGAAGCUUCCCACCCUCGAAUUCCCACCCUCGAACCUGGCGUCGAUUCUGCCCACGAAGUCGCCACGGGAAUCUAGCGGCGGCCUGGCCUCUAGCGACACCGACGAGAUGAGCGACUCCUUUCUCCGCGCUGCCCAGAUUCGCUCUUCCGACUCGCCGAGUCCACCCGCCGCAGCGGAGCUGAUCGCCUCACUCGGCGCAGACGAGCUGCAGGUUAUUGCGCUGUCGGUCGACGACCCGGCCAUUGUGUGCCGCAUGGCCGCAGUCUGUCGUCUGUGGCGUGCCACUGCGCACUCCGAGCCGGUGUGGGCGGCGUUGGCCGCCGCAUACUGGGUUGGACCACUCGCCCGCCCACCGACUGGAUCGGCGCGAGACGCCGUCGUCGGAAUAGAGUCGGCGCUCCGAGAUGUUGCGAGCGGACGGCGCCGGCUGGCGAUCCUGUUGGAGCAGAAUGGCGAGAUCCACGUCCCGCUGGCGUCUUGCCGCUGGACUUGCGCGCUCGACGCCUCGCCCUUCCGCAUCCUCUCCGUCUUUGGCGGGUCUCGGCCUUUCUGCUCCGUCUCGCUCCUCUCCAACGCAAGCGACGUGGGCGCCUCUGCUGUCGCCGAGGCUGCUGCUGUUCUCGAGCGGGACAAGGACGAGUUUCUCGGCUUGCUGGAGCCUGUCCCCUACUCCGAAGGCAAGUUAGGGCGACCCUUGUUGGAGCUCCACCCGGGCCGCGUGCACGAAGAGGAGGACUUUGACGAGGCGGACGCGAUGAUGAACUGGGAGGCGGGUGGCAGCCCGGGCCCAGGCCUCUUCCUCUCUUGCCACACCAACCACCGAGACAAGGGACGGCACCAGAGCUUGCAGUGGUUCCACCCCGACGGCGCAAAGACUGUGGGACCGCCCGGUGGUCGCCCCGUCGACGUGCUGCCCCAAUUCUACGAGGACCAGGAGCGGUGGCAUACGCCGACGAGCAGCGGCCACACGCCCGCGAUGAUCGCAGGGUGGGACAAUGAGCCGCCAUGGCAGGACGUCGGCGAGUGGAGGCAGGGCGGGGAGCCCGCUGGGUCCCGCUGCCGCUCCCUCUUCGUGGUGGCGGUGCAGCAGCGCGUCUCCGUCGCUAGCAGCCAUUUCGUCACGCGGCAGGAGGAGCUGCACCGGGAGUGGUUCCGCGUUGACUUCAGUCUUUUGUCUCUCAAGUCUCACAUGCACGCGCGUGUGGCACGUGGCCGUGGCGUUGCAGGGGGCGCUGUGUCAAGAGAGAUUUUUAGCAAUACCAAACAACUCUAA
This is a messenger RNA of Emiliania huxleyi CCMP1516, 1545 nucleotides long. RefSeq lists its product as hypothetical. NCBI's taxonomy places the organism in Eukaryota, Haptophyta, Isochrysidales, Noelaerhabdaceae. Bases 1 to 1545 code for a protein of 514 amino acids. Gene Ontology annotation, molecular function: protein binding. The transcript is spliced from 7 exons. The record is from RefSeq and is a predicted model, not a curated record.